UACCUGUGGGACCAAAAAAAUUCGGAGACCCUGGUUCACACCGUACACAAUUCUGCAGAAUUAUCAUUUCCUCAUCUCUGGCUCCUUGUACAACCAGCAUCUCCGAAAACAAAACUAUCCCUGAAAAUCUCGUUGCAAGAUGGCGAUUAAGCCGGAGCUCUUGUUUUCCCUAUCCAUUACAACCGGGACUCUGUCUCUCGUUGGAUCGUGCUUGUUGAUUGCCACGAUCUUGCGCUCGAGAAAGAAGCUGAGCCUCCCAUACAGGCGUAUAAUCUUCGGGACGAGUGUCUUCGAUGUGUUCCAAUCUUUGGGUUUGACUUCUUCUAUCUUCCUGAGCCCAAAGGAUGUGGAGCCUCCAGUACCAUACGCAAUCGGAAACACCUCGACAUGUACUAUUCAAGGAUUCUUAACCACCAUCGGAGCAAUUGGAGUUCCGAUCUACCUGUGCUCUUUGAGUAUCUACUACUUCUGCACCAUCCCACUGAACAUGAAGGCUAGGACUUUCAAGAAAAUCGAACCCUUUCUCCAUGCUGCUCCAUUGGUCUACAGUCUCUCUGUCGGCUUCUAUGCCCUGGCAAAUCAAUACUACAACAAUGCCGGGUCAGUUUGUUAUGUCGCCCCCUCACCGCUAACGUGUGAAAUCCUUCCAGGUGUUGAGUGCAAUCGCGGGGAGGGAGCAUCGAAAUUCCGCGUCAGGUUUUUGAGCUUUCCUAGCAUGAUCAUCUUCGUCAUCGUGUGCACCACCAUGGCGGUCAUCACCUAUUCGGUGAAGAAACAAGAGAGACGACAGAGGCGCCACUUGUUCCCCUUGCACGGGGGAGGCGAGGUAUCGGAUGCCUCGUCUCCGGUAUGGAGAAGACUGAAAAGGAUCGGUUCAGUGUUCAUUGAUGUCCUAUUCUGCGUUCCGUUGUCGCGAAAGAACGAAAACGAAAACGAGAAUGACACCGGCAUUGAUUUGGAUGGCACCGCAUCGCGGGGAGAGAACGAAUGCCCAUCGGAACCAAAAGCAGAAUCGGCCAGAACGGAGAUGUCGCCGGGUCCAAGCCAGAGAAUUUCUUCGUCAAGCAGAAGACGGUCCAGCACCCGAAUCCGGGAAACAACGACACAAGCGCUGCUUUAUGUUGGUUGUUACGUCCUAUCCUACGGUUUCGUCUGGGCUCAGAGCAUCUAUUCUCUGGCAACGAAUCUACCCCCUCCCAAGGCUUUCACCCUGCUGUCAUCUAUAUUCUUCCCGCUUCAAGGUUUCCUAAACGUAUUCAUUUACUGUCGCCCUCACAUUGUAUCUCUGCGAAGAAAUUUUCCAGACGAUUACUCCUGGUUUCAAGCUUUCGUAAAAGUUCUGAAGUCGGGGGGAGACGAUCCUUUGACAGUUCAAGAACGACGAAUGAUCAGAAGGAUAUCAUCGAGCAUAACGGUGUCCCACCCAAGCACAAGGAGACCAUCGAUGUCAGCGGGUAUGGGGGACUAUGAGGCAGACUCACAGAUGACUGUUACAAUGACAUCGAGAACCGAGAUAUUCGAAAGGAGAUCCUCCAUAACUUCACGGACCACUGCGGACCUCGAAGAGGUUCCGGACAACAUCCAGGACAGCGAAAAAGCAGAGAUGGGCUUUAGCAAGAUCACCAUCCCACAGGGAGAUGCAGAACACGCGCAGCAUAAUCACGAUUGCAAUCGCAUUGAGUCGUCGGGGGAAAAUCGCCAACAAUCGGAAUCCAGCGAACCCGAGGUGGACGAUUCGGACCAUUACAGAAGACCAAGCGCUCGCGACGAGCCUGGAAACAAAACCAGCGUAACGCCCGAAAACAAUUUGUCGGAUGUGGAAAUAAUACCAGAAUCUCUCGAGGACUUUAUACACGAAGCGGAGGAAGCACUCGAUGAUGCGUUGCACGAGGUUCUGGAACUAGCCAGAGAAGCAGAAAACGAAGCGAACGGCGAAGUUUGACAACGCGCAAACGAAAAUGUCGCUGCUUCGAAACGUUAGAUUGGUAGUAGUCAAGCGGAAAAGUGAACUAAACGGAUGUUCCAUCUGAAUUACAAAUUCUAUUCAAGUCCUCGUAUGAUUGAAGAAGACACAUUAUUGUUAAAAUCUCAAAAAUCUUCUUCCGUGUCGUAUCAUGAUGAAAUAUAAUCGCUGUUGAAGAUUUGGUUUUUCAUUUGAAGAGAUACACCAAUGCACUGCAGAAAGUGCUAUUCGUAACAGUACCUGCAGUACCGUACAAUGGUGUCAGUACUAGUACGAGUGGGUCAAAUUUGACUUGGUUGUUGCAGUCGAAAAUCCUCGAAGCAGGAGGUUGCGUAUCAAGGAUAAUACCUUAUUACUACCGUACUACGCAGCACAGAAUUAUAUUUUUAUUA
Messenger RNA from Pseudo-nitzschia multistriata, 2355 nucleotides. The record is from the annotation of a GenBank genome assembly. NCBI's taxonomy places the organism in Eukaryota, Bacillariophyta, Bacillariophyceae, Bacillariales, Bacillariaceae.